Messenger RNA from Trichoplax adhaerens, 1578 nucleotides. RefSeq lists its product as uncharacterized. The coding region runs from base 1 to 1578 and encodes 525 amino acids. The transcript has 20 exons. Gene Ontology annotation, cellular component: cytosol. NCBI's taxonomy places the organism in Eukaryota, Metazoa, Placozoa, Uniplacotomia, Trichoplacea, Trichoplacidae. Gene Ontology annotation, biological process: D-xylose metabolic process; xylulose metabolic process. Gene Ontology annotation, molecular function: D-xylulokinase activity. The record is from RefSeq and is a predicted model, not a curated record.
AUGGGAGAUACCAGUACCUAUUUAGGAUUCGAUUUUAGUACCCAACAGCUUAAGGCAAUUGCGAUAGAUUCAAAAUUGACCGUAAUCUGUCAAUACAACGUAAUUUAUGAUAAAGAAUUAUCCGAAUUCAAGACGAAAGGUGGAGUACAUAAACAUCCUGACAGAAUUACAGUCACAUCGCCAUGCUUAAUGUGGGUCAAGGCACUUGAUAUUAUCCUUCAAAAAAUGAAAAACGAUAACUUUGACUUUUCAUCUGUUGUUAGCAUCUGCGGUGCAGGUCAACAACAUGGCAGUGUAUAUUGGAAAAAAGGUGCUGGUGAAAUAUUAAAUCAUUUAGAUGCUGCUCAGGGAACAUUGGCAUCGCAGCUAGAGAAUUGUUUGGCUUUACUGAAUUCGCCUGUGUGGAUGGACUCUAGCACAACUAAACAAUGCUUGCAAUUGGAAAGAGCGUUCAAUGGACCACAAAAUUUAGCAAAUGUAACAGGCUCGAAGGCUUACGAACGCUUUACAGGUUGCCAGAUUGCAAAAAUCUUUCAGAACUUUCCUAAUAUUUAUCAAGAAUGUGAAAGAAUAUCUCUUGUUAGCAGCUUUGGCGCGAGUCUAUUUCUUGGUAGAUAUGCUGCUAUUGACUAUUGUGAUGGAUCUGGAAUGAAUCUCAUGGACAUUUUCAUGAAAAGAUAUUCAGAUUGUGCUUUACAGGCCUGUGCUCCUAACCUAAAAGAACUUCUAGGUGACCUAGUCAAACCUGGAACUAAUUUGGGAUGUAUUUCGUCAUAUAUGAGAGAUAAAUAUGGCUUUUCAUCUAACUGUAGAGUCAGUGCUUUUACAGGCGAUAACCCAGCGUCUCUCGUUGGCAUGAGGCUAAAGCAAGGAGAUCUUGCGAUUUCGUUGGGAACCAGCGAUACCGUUUUUAUUUGGUUGGACAAUCCUCAACCAGCUUUAGAAGGACACAUAUUUUGCAAUCCGAUAUCAAGUGAAAGCUUUAUGGCGUUAUUGUGUUUCAAAAAUGGCUCUUUAACUCGUGAAUCGAUUAAAAAUGAACUUGGUAUUGAGACUUGGGAGAAAUUUGAGGAAUUAAUGGCUGAUACGCCUCCCGGUAAUAACGGAAAUAUAGGUAUUUACUUCAAAGAAAUGGAAAUUACACCACCGAAAAUAGGCUGCUAUCGAUAUGACUGUAAUGGUAACGAAAUGCAAGAUUUUGACUUAAAGACGGAAGUAAGAGCUUUAAUUGAAGGUCAAUUCAUGGCCAAGAGAAUGCACGCAGAAAAUCUUGGAUAUGAUAUAGGUAAAUGUAAUAGGAUAAUUGCCACUGGUGGGGCCUCCAGUAAUAAAGCACUUUUACAGGUUUUAUCGGACAUUUUUAAUAAGCCUAUCUACGUUCAAAAUAUUAGCAACUCAGUUUCACUUGGUGGCGCUUAUAUGGCAAAUUUUGCGAUCAAUUCUGAGUUACUUGAGGAAUGGUUAUUGUUAAGAGAUAGUUACCGUCUUGCUGCAGAACCAAACCCAGCUACAAUUACGGCUUAUUCAAAGUUACUGGAAAGUUACAGAUGUUUGGAAGCAAAGAUUCCUUCGAAAUAA